UUGCAGGUUGUAGCAGCAGUGUGUUUGGUGGUGCGCAGAAUGAAGGCUCUGCAGAAGAACCAGGGACGCACUGACCAGAUGUUGGGGGCCAUGGCCGAUGUGCUUACCUCUGUGGCCAUGCCCAAUCAACAGUGGCUCUCAGAAGGGGGUGAGGCAGACCUCCCAUCAAGUGGGGAGGAAAAGGGGCCGGUACAGGGCCAGUGGGAGCAAGAAAGGCUGGACUGGGACCAACAGACCAUGGCAACAGAAAACCCGGAGCGGGGAGAAAGAACAGGAGUAGACCUCAGAAAGAGAGGUGGGGGGCAGAGAGAUAAAGUCCCGGGCCAUGCCCGCCUCUGCUCAUGGUUCAACAGCAUGAAAGGGGGCCACCAUCACCACCGCCACCACCGGGGCUGUGGCUGCCAACACUUGUUCCGAAAAGUCCUGGUCAAGUGUGGCUGCUGCUAUGCCAGAGUCAGAGACUCGUACUCGGCAGCAGGCAGCGAGGGCAGCAUCUCCACCUCUGUGGCGUCACUGCCUCCCCAGCCAUCAGGCAGUUCAGCCCCCAGCUCUCCGGGCUCCAGGCGCUCUGUGAGCACCCUGAAGAAGUGGCUCACCAACCCUGUCCGCAAACUCAGCGCUGGAUCCGCUGGGAAAGGGGAGCGGCAGGUCCGAAAGCUCGAGGGGAAACCUCCACCACUUUCAUCCCACAGCCACAGCCAAGAUCUGGGCAGCCCUCCGAGGCCUGAUGAUACUUUCACUAUUUUACCUGUCACCCACAGAGAACUGGAGUGGAAAGAUGGCCUUGCAAGCCCUGAGGAUCUCUCACCAGCCUCACUACAGCCACCCAGCUGCAUAACUGGCUCCCUGAUUGGCUGCACAUCACUGCCAGAUCCCCAGGACACUCAGCCCACUAGUGUUCUCCCAGAUGACAGUGGGUCAGUCUUGAUGGAUGACACCUCCAGCCAAUGGUCAGCUGUGGCUGACACUGAAGAGGAGAGAAGAAGUGCCUUAGAGAAAAGCAUGUAUGUACUGCAGGAGCUUAUUGAAACAGAGAAGCACUAUGUGGUAGACCUGGGGCUCAUAGUGGAGGGCUACAUGGCCACAAUGAACUCCAAAGGUGUGCCAGAGGACAUGAAGGGAAAAGACAAGAUUGUUUUUGGAAACAUUCAUCAAAUUUUUGACUGGCAUCAAGACUACUUCCUGGGAGAGCUGGAGAAGUGUUUGGCAGAGCCAGAGAGACUGGCUCAGCUCUUUAUUAAACAUGAGAGGCGUCUGCAUAUGUAUGUUGUGUACUGUCAGAACAAGCCCAAGUCAGAACACAUCGUGUCCGAGUACAUUGAGACUUACUUUGAGGAGCUCCGGCAGCAGCUGGGCCACCGGCUGCAGCUCAACGACCUGCUCAUUAAACCUGUCCAGAGGAUCAUGAAGUACCAGCUUCUGCUCAAGGACUUCCUAAAGUAUUACACCAAAGCUGGGAUGGACACCGAGGAGUUGGAGAAAGCUGUGGAGGUGAUGUGCUUUGUGCCAAAACGAUGCAACGACAUGAUGAAUGUGGGCAGAUUGCAAGGCUUUGAGGGGAAGAUCACAGCGCAGGGCAAACUGCUCCAGCAAGACACCUUCACCGUCACUGAGCAGGACAGUAGCUUCCUUUCUCGAGCCAAGGAGAGACGAGUCUUUUUGUUCGAGCAGCUGGUCAUCUUCAGCGAGCCCAUCGACAGGAAGAAAGGCUUCUUGCUGCCCGGGUACACCUUCAAGAACAGCAUCAAGGUGAGCUGCCUGGGGGUGGAGCCCGGCGUGGACGGUGACGAUGCACGCUUUGUUUUGACUUCACGCAACCCCGACGGGAGCGUGGUACGCUUCCAGUUGCAAGCCUCCUCCCCAGAGACCGGCAGGGCCUGGGUCAACGACGUGGUUCAGAUCCUGGAAAGCCAGCGCAACUUCCUCAACGCCUUACAGUCACCUAUAGAGUAUCAACGCAGAGAGAGCAAGUCCAAUAGCUUGGGCCGCAGCAUGAGGCCCCCUCUGUCCGCGGCCAGUGCCCUGCGGCCCCACUCGUCCGCCUCUAUUGACCGCCACAAGCUGCCCUCCCUGCACUCUUACAACACCUCUCUGCCUGCGCUCUACCUGCCGAGCCAAGGCCCCAGCCAAGGCCCCAGCGAGACCUGCUCACUAAGGGAUGGAACUGUAGUCCAGUCAUGCCCUGCUGACUCUCACAAUGUUUCUCCAUCACACGUCCGGCUCGGCCUCACUGAUCAGCCAAACUAUCAAGCUGUGACAAACGGGCUUUACACGCCAACCACCCAAGGUUCACAGCAGAGAGCAGGAGAGGGCUGCCGCCGGGGCCAGACCGCUGAGGCUGGAAGCCAGGCUCCUCCGUCCGGCCCUUUAGCCGGACGCCGGCCCAGCAACCUGACCCAGCUCGCUGAGGACGACCUGUGAACUGUACGGAUCUCAGGUCCGGAGGACAGCAGCCACUGCUACGGCUGUGAAGACAAAACGUAGUGAACACUCGUCGAAGUUCUGGAGGAUGAUGAAGGAACCGGAGUUAUGAAGGAAUUGUUGGCUGCGAACAUGCAAUCUGUGUGUCAGUUGGAGGCGUUAAAGCCUUGGUAACCUCCCGCUGACAUGAACAGCACCCAGCAGCGUUUUUACUGGGCUCAGAGUUAGAAAACACUCCAUUUUAAGACGAUUUCUACUUUUUACCUUCUGAGAGAGUUUGUAUUCGAUACUGGUCUCUCUUUAAAGGGGUGAGGGGAACUGUAUGAUGAUUCCAUUCCUGACUGGGGCAGUCACUGGAGUUACACGUGUGCCUGAAUUUAUGUUCCUGAAAUGACGUAUGGAUGUGUUUGUGUGCAUGAGAGAAUGCAAGGACUCUUCUUGUACCCUUUUUUUUAACCUCUUUAAUGAAGUUUUUCUGAUACCCCACAAUUGAUACAACCGCAGCUGGAUCCUUUUUUUUCAUUGUCCCUGCUGUAAACGGAGUUUGCUGUUUAUGUCGACAAGAACGGGAAUGGCGGAACACGUGAUGCGAGCGUGCCACAAGAACUUUCCUCGCUGUAAUUUAAUCUGAAAGUGAAGAACUUUCUUUGUUGCUACAGUGCUGAGAGCCCCUGUGUGCUCUGCAAUUCUGUUUGACUGGACUCACUUUGAUCUGGACAAGAAGGCAUGAGGGAGCCCCCUGGAGGUUCUCUGUGGGUAUGACGUCACCUCAGAUUUCUUUAUACUCUGAAGGCAACUCUUGAGGGGUUGCAAAUGCAUUGAAAGGGCCUGCUGUGCUGACCCGAAGUUCUGCAUGCAACAUCUCCUUGGUGACUGACUGGCAAUGCUACUUUACAUAGAUUUUUCUUUACAGGCAGAAGUGGGUCGCUUGGGAUCUCGGGGACAGGAGUCCUCACAAUUGCAUUCUCUAAACGAAUAUGAAUAGUUCUAUUAAUCCACUGUUGUCAUGUCGAGGCUGUGCACCAUUUCUAUUAUCUCUUAGCUUUUGCCCCUGC
Molecule: messenger RNA, 3476 nt
Organism: Menidia menidia (Atlantic silverside)
Lineage: Eukaryota; Metazoa; Chordata; Actinopteri; Atheriniformes; Atherinopsidae
Source: the annotation of a GenBank genome assembly